CUUUUCUGAUUGACACUUGCCUCUUCCAAUGCUUAGGCUCGACACAGCCUGCGGUUUGGGUUCCUGUCCAUGUUGAGUUCGGUCUUGUUUUGUGUCGAAUGGGUUUCCGGGAUUCUGUUUUUAUUUUUAAUUAAAACGGAUUUUACAUUAAAUUCCCAAACCGAAGGAGUAAUUUAACAGAAACCUAACGCUCGGGAAAACCCAGUCGAGACCGAGGAGUGUCGUCGCUGUGUUUCUUUGUGAAGCCAGGCGAGAGGGUUUCUCAUUAAGGGGAGUCGUGGCUAUUACCGGGGGACCGCGAUCAGGCUGGCUUUCAUCGUCAAUAAUAUUAUUACAAUAACCCAAAGGUCAUUCUCGUAGUCCUGCCGAGAAACAAACCGGUCCGUUUUCAUUUUCUUUGCGUCGACAGGAAGCUAUCUCGACCGCGCUUGUUUUGUUUUCGUGUCCCGAUUCACAGAAAGGGGGGCUCACACAGACUCGGUGAUACUGUGUGGCUCAGGGCUCGGGCGGGUUUUGACCGUUUUCUUUGAGGUUCCUUGGAUACGUUUAGCUACUGCAGUCCUACCACCAUGUCUCUCCACGGCAAGCGAAAGGAGAUCUAUAAAUACGAGGCUCCUUGGACGGUGUACGCAAUGAACUGGAGCGUACGGCCGGAUAAACGUUUUCGACUAGCCCUGGGAAGCUUCGUGGAGGAAUAUAACAACAAGGUGCAGCUGGUCGGUCUGGAGGAGGAGAGCUCCGAGUUUGUCUGCAGGAACACCUUUGACCACCCCUACCCCACCACCAAACUCAUGUGGAUUCCUGACACCAAGGGGGUCUAUCCAGACCUGCUGGCCACCAGUGGAGACUACCUCCGCAUCUGGAGGGUGAGUGACACAGACACCCGCCUGGAGUGCCUGUUAAACAACAACAAGAACUCUGAUUUCUGCGCCCCACUCACCUCCUUUGACUGGAAUGAGGUGGACCCCAACCUACUGGGCACUUCCAGCAUAGACACAACCUGCACUAUCUGGGGCCUGGAGACUGGGCAGGUGCUGGGGAGAGUCAAUCUGGUAUCGGGGCACGUCAAGACACAGCUGAUCGCUCAUGACAAGGAGGUGUAUGACAUUGCGUUCAGCCGGGCGGGUGGCGGGCGGGACAUGUUUGCCUCAGUGGGGGCUGAUGGCUCAGUGAGGAUGUUUGACCUGCGGCACCUGGAGCACAGUACCAUUAUCUAUGAGGACCCCCAGCACCACCCCCUGCUGCGGCUCUGCUGGAACAAGCAGGACCCCAACUACCUGGCCACAAUGGCCAUGGAUGGCAUGGAGGUGGUGAUACUGGACGUACGAGUCCCCUGCACACCUGUCGCCAGGUUAAACAAUCACCGAGCAUGUGUCAACGGCAUCGCCUGGGCUCCUCACUCCUCCUGUCACAUCUGUACUGCAGCGGAUGACCACCAAGCCCUGAUCUGGGAUAUCCAGCAGAUGCCCCGUGCCAUCGAGGACCCAAUCCUGGCAUACACAGCAGAGGGGGAGAUCAACAACGUGCAGUGGGCCUCCACACAGCCAGACUGGAUAUCAAUCUGCUACAACAACUGCCUGGAGAUCCUCCGCGUCUGAUGCCAGUGACUGGCACCAGGGAGGAGGGAGAGGGGGAUGAGGGAGA
Molecule: messenger RNA, 1644 nt
Organism: Acipenser ruthenus (sterlet)
Lineage: Eukaryota; Metazoa; Chordata; Actinopteri; Acipenseriformes; Acipenseridae
Product: DDB1- and CUL4-associated factor 7
Exons: 7
Coding region: 570-1598 (342 amino acids)
Cellular component (GO): nucleus
Molecular function (GO): protein binding
Source: RefSeq, a predicted model, not a curated record